Messenger RNA from Cryptomeria japonica (Japanese cedar), 456 nucleotides. RefSeq lists its product as uncharacterized. The record is from RefSeq and is a predicted model, not a curated record. Lineage: Eukaryota; Viridiplantae; Streptophyta; Pinopsida; Cupressales; Cupressaceae. The transcript is spliced from 3 exons. The coding region runs from base 27 to 356 and encodes 109 amino acids.
CAUCUGUUGUUAUUUCAUCUGUCGUUAUGGGUCUCAAAUUGGAUUUUCCUCUGUUGUUAUUUACAUUUUUACUACUGCUCUUGAUCUUCUGUGAUGGUGGUGAAGGAAGAUAUCUGUUAGAAGAUCAGAGUACGGCUAGUUUUCCACAUGAUUAUCAAAGUCCAGCCCCAAAACGCCCUGGAUCUGUCAAACAAACUCCUCCUCGAAAGAUUCUGGUUGGCACUCUACAGGGCUUGCACCUCUUUGACCACCAUGGCCACCACCGCCAUCUCUUCGCCGCUAGCUACGAUGGGUGUUGUCAAAACUAUUGCUGUGCAAGAAAAAGCUUUUCCUUGUGUUGUCAGACGAAUGGAUAGACUAUGGAAGAGGCUAUUCACAUAUUUCUAUCAAAGAACCAACCAUGUUACCGUUCAUGUAUUUUGUUCUUCAUCAUCAACUAUUUUAUCAACAUUUUAA